AUGCCGACUUUCAUCGAGAAGGUUGUGAGGGCUGCCACAGACGAGGCUCCCUUCUUCCCUGACGAGCCCGAAGGGCCGACUGUCGUUACUGCAGUCCCGGGGCCCAAGAGCAAGGAGGCAGUGCGCAGACUUGACAAAGUCUGUGACGCCAGAGCUGCUGUCAUUUCGGUGGACUACCACAAGAGCUAUGGCAACUAUAUUGUCGACGUUGACGGCAACGUCAUGCUGGACGUGUACGCCCAAAUCGCCUCCAUCCCGGUGGGAUACAACAAUCCUUCCUUACUCAAAGCUGCAACCUCUCCCAUCAUGGCUUCCGCACUGAUCAAUCGCCCCGCUAUGGGUAACUUUCCCCAGAACGAUUGGGCCAGCAUCCUAGAGACGGGAUUGCUCAAGGUGGCACCUAAGGGCAUGAAUCAAGUCUAUAUGGCGCUUUCCGGAGCAGAUGCAAACGAGUUGGCCUACAAGGCUGCCUUCAUUUGGAAGCGACAGCAGGAGCGUGGCCAGCGUGAUGCAGAGUUUACGCAGGAAGAACUCGAGAGCACCAUGCUCAAUCACCAGCCAGGGUCGCCCAACCUUUCCAUCAUGUCGUUUAAAGCAGCUUUCCAUGGUCGUCUCUUCGGGAGUCUGUCAACUACUCACACCAAGGCGAUCCACAAGCUUGAUAUACCUGCCUUUGACUGGCCUCAGUGCCCGUUUCCAGCCAUCAGGUAUCCCCUUGAGGAUCACAUUGAAGAAAACAAGCGGGAGGAGCAGAAGUGCUUAGAGGAAGCCGAGCAAAUCAUUAAGAACUAUCCUAGCAGGGUCGCAGCUGUCAUCGUGGAGCCUAUCCAGUCAGAAGGUGGCGAUAAUCACGCAAGUCCUGCCUUCUUUCAGGGCCUCAGGGAGAUUACACGACGUCACAAGGUCCUAUUGAUUGUUGAUGAGGUCCAAACUGGCGUCGGGGCGACUGGUCGAUUCUGGGCCCACGAACAUUGGGACUUGUCCGACCCCCCUGACAUGGUCACAUUCUCAAAGAAGGCUCAAACCGGCGGGUUCUACUUUGGCAACCCUGAUAUCAGACCUAACAAACCGUACCGACUAUUCAACACCUGGAUGGGAGACCCAGCCCGAGCUAUCCUCUUUGGCGCCAUCAUCGACGAGAUUGAACGACUAGACUUGGUGAAUAACACGGCUGCUGUUGGCGUCUACCUCUACGGCGAGAUCGAGAAGCUGGCUACAAAAUACCCCGGAAAGUUGACCAAUCUGCGAGGCAAGGGAGAGGGGACUUUUAUUGCGUUUGAUAAUCCUCGGCGGGACGAGUUCUUGGCUCUGGCCAAAACCCAUGGCAUCAAUAUCGGUGGCUGUGGAGCAUCGUCGGUUCGGCUGCGGCCAAUGCUGAUUUUCCAGAAGCAUCAUGCAGAUAUCCUGUUGGGGGUUCUGGAUAAGAUUGUAAAGGAGCUUUGA
This is a messenger RNA of Fusarium keratoplasticum, 1443 nucleotides long. RefSeq names its product 4-aminobutyrate aminotransferase. Gene Ontology annotation, molecular function: pyridoxal phosphate binding. Gene Ontology annotation, cellular component: mitochondrion. NCBI's taxonomy places the organism in Eukaryota, Fungi, Ascomycota, Sordariomycetes, Hypocreales, Nectriaceae. The transcript has a single exon. The record is from RefSeq and is a predicted model, not a curated record. Gene Ontology annotation, biological process: GABA catabolic process. The coding region runs from base 1 to 1443 and encodes 480 amino acids.